Molecule: messenger RNA, 258 nt
Organism: Clunio marinus
Lineage: Eukaryota; Metazoa; Arthropoda; Insecta; Diptera; Chironomidae
Source: the annotation of a GenBank genome assembly
AUGGAACACUUCUUGAUCGAUGAUGUUUUGACUAGCGUGGGCGGUGUGGGUAUGGCAAAAUGUUUGGAAUUUUUUUGGGAUCAAAAAUUGAAUUUCCACGAAAUAUUCACCCACGCAAUGACAAAAAUUUUAAUGACUUUAAGACUUUCUUCCUUUCUGACAAAGAUAACUCAGCUCCAUUCUUAUUUAAAUGAAUCAUAUAAUCAACUUAAACAUGAAGGAACGGAAGAUGGCAUAAUAAAUAAGAAAAUUAUCUGA